AUGUCGGAUCGACCAAUCAGCAGUUCCGCCAGCGCUGUGAGUGACGACAGCCAGCCGCCGAUGGAGGUGGGAUAUCCUCUGAAUGAGGAGGUCGAAGUGCCCGGGACGGAUGGCGGCCUGCACAAGACAGUACUGGUGGAGGGUGCGGGCUCGCAACCCGUGAAGGGGGCCAAGGUAGUGGUCCACUACGUCGGCAAGCUGCUGGACGGCACACAGUUUGACAGCAGCCGUGACAGGGGGGACUGCUUUGAGUUCACCCUCGGCCGUGGCCAGGUCAUCGAGGGCUGGGAUAAGGGUGUGUCGACGAUGCGGAUUGGCGAGAAAGCGCUGUUGAGGUGUUCGCCGGAGUACGCUUACGGCGCUGCUGGCAGCCCCCCAACCAUUCCUGCCAACGCCACGCUUCUCUUUGAAGUGGAGCUGUUCCAUUGGACGCGCGAGGUCGACAUCUCCGCUGCCAAGGACAAGUCCCUGAUGAUGAGCAUCUUGAAAGAUGGCGUCGACUACGAGAACCCAGACUUUGAGUCGUCUGUGACGAUGGACCUUCUCAUCUACGUAGGCGAGUUCGAUCCGGAGAACAAGGACAAGUACACACCGGUGAAGACGAUGUCCGACUGGAAGACCGUCAUCGGCGUCACGUCGCUGCCUCCGCACCUAGAGGCGUUUCUGUACAAGAUGCGCAAAAGGGAAUCGGCGGCGUGCCGAGUCCGCAGCGACCUGAUCUGCGACGGCGUGCCGGAGUUCGCCAUCCCGUCCAGCGCCGAGCGAGGCCACUGCGAUGUCACAUACGUGGUCGAGAUCAGCGAGCUGAGCCGUGUCACGACGUAUGAUUUCACUGGAGCAGCCAAGGUUGCUGAGGGGGAGAAGCGGAAGAACAGCGGAAACGACGCGUUUAAGGCUGGCAAGCUGGACCUGGCGGAGCGCUUCUACCGUCGCGCGAUGGAGUUUAUCGGGCAAGACUACGGCUUCGAUGACACUGUUAAGCCGGAAUGCCAUCGCGUGCGCAUCGGCGUGAUGGGGAACCUCGCGCAGGUGCUGCUGAUGCGCAACCAGUACGCUGAGUCCGCUGACUUUUCGCGGAAGGUGCUGAGCCUCGACUCCAACAACACUAAGGCGCUCUUUCGCCUGGCGAAGGCGCUGGACGGACAGCAGGACUGGGACGAGGCUUUGAAGUGUGUUGCUGAUAUACUCGCAAUCGACCCUGGGAACGCAGACGCGGCCAGCUUGAAGAUGCGCCUUACGCAGGAGCAGAGGGCCUUCGACAAAAAGCAGAAGUCCAUGUUCAAGAAGAUGUUCGCCUAG
Leishmania mexicana MHOM/GT/2001/U1103 is the source of this 1299-nucleotide messenger RNA. RefSeq names its product peptidylprolyl isomerase-like protein. The transcript has a single exon. Lineage: Eukaryota; Euglenozoa; Kinetoplastea; Trypanosomatida; Trypanosomatidae. Gene Ontology annotation, molecular function: peptidyl-prolyl cis-trans isomerase activity; protein binding. The record is from RefSeq and is a predicted model, not a curated record. The coding region runs from base 1 to 1299 and encodes 432 amino acids.